AUGCAAUUCCAAAAGAUCGCUCUAGCUGCCACUGUUGCUGCCUCCACCGUCGCCGCCGAAGGUUACACUCCAGGUGAACCAUGGUCCACUUUGACCCCAACUGGUACUUACCACUGUGGUGUCGCUCAAUACACUUCUGCCUUCGGUAUUGCCGUUCAACCAAUCGCCAGUGCUUCCGCUUCCGCUAACGCUAAGAGAAACGUCAUUUCCCAAAUCACUGACGGUCAAAUCCAAGCUAAGGUCACCUCCACUGCCUCUGCUAAGGCCGCCACCACCACUUUGGCUCCAACCACCACCACCAAGACCACUUCCACCAAGUCUUCCUCCUCUGCCUCUUCAUGUGCCGCUUCCGCCACAGUCGUUCCAAAGGAUAGCUCUUGUAAGAACUCUGGUACUCUAGAAUUAACCUUGAAUGGCGGUGUCUUGACCGACGGUAAGGGUAGAGUUGGUUCCAUUGUCUCCAACAGACAAUUCCAAUUCGAUGGUCCACCACCACAAGCUGGUGCCAUCUACGCUGCCGGUUGGACCAUCACUGAAGAAGGUAACUUGGCUCUAGGUGACAGCGAUGUCUUCUACCAAUGUAUGUCCGGUGACUUCUACAACUUGUACGACCAAAGCAUUGCUCCACAAUGUUCUCCAAUCCACUUGGAAGUCGUCUCUUUGGUCGAUUGUUAA
Naumovozyma castellii is the source of this 675-nucleotide messenger RNA. It is a transcript of the gene CIS3, whose product is annotated as Cis3p. NCBI's taxonomy places the organism in Eukaryota, Fungi, Ascomycota, Saccharomycetes, Saccharomycetales, Saccharomycetaceae. The coding region runs from base 1 to 675 and encodes 224 amino acids. The transcript has a single exon. The record is from RefSeq and is a predicted model, not a curated record.